GAUUGUGAGUCGUUCACAUACUUUUAGUGGAGCAAACAGUGCUGCGCAUUGCCACAGCCCCUACGUCGCCUGGCUGCUCUCCCCAGUCUCCACCAACAAUUUGGAGCGCUGUGGAUUGUGGGAAGUUGUUCUGCUUGGUCUGGUUUUGUACAGUAGGCUAGACCAGGCAGCCGAGCCCGGAGAUAGGAGACAUAUUGCCCAGCUCUGUCCUAUCUUGAGACUCGUGGGGGCAACAUGUCGAGCCGGGGGGGUAAGAAGAAGACGACGAAGACGUCGCGCUCCACCAAGGCAGGGGUCAUCUUCCCUGUGGGCCGCAUGCUGCGCUACAUCAAGAGGAGUCUCCCAAAGUACCGCAUCGGAGUCGGAGCGCCGGUCUACCUGGCCGCAGUGCUUGAGUACCUCACAGCUGAGAUUCUUGAGCUAGCAGGAAAUGCUGCACGGGACAACAAAAAGGGGCGUGUCACUCCACGGCACAUUCUUCUGGCCAUCGCCAACGACGAGGAGCUCAAUCAGCUCCUGAAAGGCGUUACCAUAGCAGCGGGCGGGGUAUUGCCCAACAUCCACCCAGAGCUGCUGGCCAAGAAGCGGGGGUCAAAGGGCAAGCUGGAGGCCGUCAUCACCCCUCCGCCCACCAAGAAGUCCAAGAUGUCCGCCAAGAAAGCAGCUGCCAAGAGGAUGGCUGGGAAGAAGGGCACGCUCAGAUCCAAGAGGCAGGCUGCGGUGAGUAAGGCAGCCAGUGCAGACAGCACCACAGAGGGAUCAACAGCCGGCAGCUUCACCGUCCUCUCCACUAAGAGCCUCUUCCUGGGACAGAAGCUGAACCUCAUUCACAGUGAGCUCAGUAACUUGGCUGGCUUUGACGUGGAGGGGGUCAUCAACCCCACCAGUGCUGACAUUGAGCUUAAAGAUGACCUAGGAAACGCUCUGGAACAGAAGGGUGGUAAGGAGCUGUCUGAGGCGUGUGCUGAGCUCCGCAAGAAGAACGGCCCCCUGGAUGUGGCCGGAGCGGUGCUGACGGCAGGCUUCGGUCUCCCCGCUAAGUUUGUGAUCCACUGCAACAGUCCGUCCUGGGGCUCCGACCGCUGUGAGGAGCUGCUGGACAAGACGGUCAAGAACUGCCUGGCGCUCGCCGACGAGAAGAAACUCAAGUCCAUCGCCUUCCCCUCCAUCGGCAGCGGCAGGAACGGCUUCCCCAAACAGACAGCGGCACAGCUCAUCCUGAAAGCCAUCUCCAGCUACUUUGUGUCUACCAUGUCCUCCUCCAUCAAGACGGUCUACUUCGUGCUGUUCGACAGCGAGAGCAUAGGCACCUACGUGCAGGAGAUGGCCAAGCUUGAGGGAAACUAAGGCCGUUUUAUAUGUUUUUUGUUUAUUUGUUUUGCAAUUUUAUGAAUUAUAUAAAUACUGUAAUAAUUUAAAUGACAAAUAUAAAAUGGUUUAUUGAAGUUUUGCUAAACAGAAUUUAUUGAGAAGCAGCCAUUGGCAGAAGGUCUGUUUUUGUUGUUUUCCACAAAACAUUUCUCAUUGCUGUUGGUCCUGGCAUAUGGUAUGCUAGUGUGGGUACCUGCAUGGGUUACCAGAUCUGCAUGAUACGUCAUAAUAGAUGAUGUGUCGCCACCUCAUUCGUCCAAAGUCGAGAGUAGAAUUCGGCUGGGUUAGAUGCGUAGCUGCUCAAGCGAUGCCUGAAAUAAACAUUUUAAUAUUUAGUGGACCCUUUCACAGCAACAGUGUCACAGUGUCCAGGUGUCCGGCCUCAUUGAUGUUAAUGAUACCUUAAUUGGUAGGGUAAACGUCUUCCUGUUUCUGUCUUUCCUGUGGACUUUUCUUUUGCUGUCUAUGGGACAGUGCUCGUCCACAGGAAGUUGAUUUACACAGCGGCCCCAUCUUGUGAAAUGGGCUAAUCGGCUGGUUUGUGUGACGUCACCUACGGUGGCAAACAAUUCUGCCUGAUUAACCCUGCUGUAAUCGCGGGAAAAUAGGCUAACUUUAGGCAGAUCAGGUACCCACACUAGCACUGUUGGUUCUAACGUAUGGUAUGCUAGCACUGUUGGUCCUAACGUAUGGUAUGCUAGCGCUGUUGGUCCUGGAGUAUGGUGUACUAGCACUGUUGGUCCUGGCGUAUGGUAUGCUAGCACUGUUGGUCCUAACAUACGGUAUGCUAGCACUGUUGGUCCUAACGUAUGGUGUACUAGCACUCUCUCAGAGCUGGCCGGAGUCCUGGCUGUGGAAAUGUCCAACUGAAUGUGGUGAAGGGUUGGUGCAAUGUUGUGAUGCACACUGAAGACAUGGCAUCAUUCUUUGUGUUUGCGGUCUCUGAAGCAGUCAUUGUGUCUUAUUUUGUAAAGUUGUUGCCAUAUACUACUGUAUAAUUAACCUUAUUCAUUCUUUAUGAGGUGGAGGAAAUGGCGUAAUGGAGACUGUAUUUCAGAUGGUUAGUAAAGUGCUUGGUUGUGACAAA
Messenger RNA from Alosa sapidissima (American shad), 2458 nucleotides. Its product is annotated as core histone macro-H2A.1. The transcript is spliced from 9 exons. Gene Ontology annotation, cellular component: nucleosome. Gene Ontology annotation, molecular function: structural constituent of chromatin; protein heterodimerization activity; DNA binding. Bases 235 to 1347 code for a protein of 370 amino acids. The record is from RefSeq and is a predicted model, not a curated record. NCBI's taxonomy places the organism in Eukaryota, Metazoa, Chordata, Actinopteri, Clupeiformes, Clupeidae.